Vitis riparia (riverbank grape) is the source of this 423-nucleotide messenger RNA. RefSeq names its product auxin-responsive protein SAUR68-like. Bases 1 to 423 code for a protein of 140 amino acids. Gene Ontology annotation, biological process: response to auxin. The record is from RefSeq and is a predicted model, not a curated record. Lineage: Eukaryota; Viridiplantae; Streptophyta; Magnoliopsida; Vitales; Vitaceae. The transcript has a single exon.
AUGAAGUGGAGAAAGGCUAAUUCAAUGGGGAGAAGAAGGAGAAGAAGAAUCUCACUGCCAAGAAGAAACAGGGAUUCUAGUGAUCGAAACUGCAAAAUGGCAGUAGCCCAUAAGGGUCAUUUUGUGGUAUACACAAUUGACAAGAAAAGGUUUGUGGUUCCUUUGCGAUAUCUUAAUCAUAACAUCUUGAUGGAACUCUUCAAAAUGUCAGAAGAAGAGUUCGGAUUGCCAGCUGAAGGGCCUAUUACGUUGCCAUGCGAUGCUGUGUUCAUGGAAUAUGCUCUUUCUUUGGUGCAGCAAUAUGCUUAUGAAGAAUUGUUGCAGAAGGCUCCGCUCAUUUCCAUGGUAACUAGCCGCUGCUUGACACAUUCUUUGAGCCCACAAAAUCAGAAGAGCCAACUAGCACUUCUUCCUUGCUUCUAG